AUGGCGAUGCCGCCGACAUCCGCAGCCGGGAAAUCUGAUCAUGAUGUUUCCGACGUUGAUACUAUAAAUUUACGACUGAUAUUAGUAAGUGGAAAAACAAAGAAAUUUCAAUUAGCAUCAAAUUCCUCAGCGCUUGAUGUAAUUCAGUAUGUCUUUGAUCAUUGGCCUGAUGAAUGGAAUGAUGAACGUGUAAAUUCAUCAUCAAUGCUAAAAUUAAUUUAUCAUGGACGGUUUUUACAUGGUAGUGUUACCCUUGGCGCAUUAUCGUUACCAACUGGGAAGACAGCUGUUAUGCAUCUCGUUACCCGUGAAAAUUUACCCGAAUCUAAUACUAAUG
Molecule: messenger RNA, 337 nt
Organism: Cercopithifilaria johnstoni
Lineage: Eukaryota; Metazoa; Nematoda; Chromadorea; Rhabditida; Onchocercidae
Source: the annotation of a GenBank genome assembly